This is a messenger RNA of Schistosoma haematobium, 10121 nucleotides long. RefSeq lists its product as uncharacterized. Gene Ontology annotation, cellular component: membrane. NCBI's taxonomy places the organism in Eukaryota, Metazoa, Platyhelminthes, Trematoda, Strigeidida, Schistosomatidae. The transcript has 5 exons. The record is from RefSeq and is a predicted model, not a curated record. Bases 1401 to 2159 code for a protein of 252 amino acids. Gene Ontology annotation, biological process: glycosaminoglycan metabolic process; carbohydrate metabolic process; ganglioside catabolic process. Gene Ontology annotation, molecular function: beta-N-acetylhexosaminidase activity.
AAUCAAAUCAACUUUUUACUUAGGUGUGGCUUGAAGUUUUUAUGUUGUUUGUGAACAGAUUUCAUCGUGAACGAGAAAAAAAAGUAUCGAGAACAUGUAUUUCAUCUGUGAGCUCACUAGUACCUAGAUUCUAGAUGAGCUUUUCACUAUUCUAGUAGAAAGCUUCUGAUUUUAUAAAGUCAGACAGGUUAACACAGUAUUAUUAUUAUUACUAUUAUUAUUAUUAUUAUUAUUACUACUACUACUAGUAGUAUUAGUAUAGUAAACGCGAACUGGGUUGGGGACAACCAGUUUAUUGUUUGAUGCAAAAUUACAGUUCUUUCAUAAAAUGUGAAAACCAUGCAUUAAAUACUUUGGCAAAUCUUCUACCAUUUGCCCUUUACAUCCUUCAUGAUUCUUCCAUUCCUCAAUUCCUUUAUGUUUUUCUUUUUGUUUUUUUCAGCGCAAUAUCCCCAACCUUUUUUGACAGGUAUUCAACUUCUUAUCGGUGUUACAUACUACUUAUGUCGACAGACAUAGGUAUCAUUCACCACAGUAGUAGUCGAAGUAAUAAUAGUACUAUAUCCCCAAUGUUGUUCGAUUUGGGAUUGCAUUUUCUUAAAAAUGGGACAAGAAUAAGUUAAAGGCCUGCGGAAAUAUUUGUAACAUUCAGCUUUUGAUUUGGUUUAUAUGAAACCUAAAGGAGGUACUCUACGCCGGGGGAGGGGGAAUUUUAAGAGUGAUGUGUGAGAGACCUAGUGACUGUUUAAUGCAUACAUGUAGCACUGCUAUGGAGAGCAUUUUCUUAAGGUCUCGCAAAUUAUUUAUUGUACUGUUAUGAAUUUUGAAUGAUUGAUAUCAGUUAGAUUCCAAUUGUUUUUGAUAUUUUUGUAUUGGUCUGUGCGUAUUUUAGUUAUAAAAAUUCAUAUAUUUUCACGUCGAACUUAUUGAAAAGAAAUUUAAUGUAAUAAAAGACAUUUAUUUUGCAGUUACGGAGUAAUAGUAAACAUGGUAUGGUGGUUUAGUGAAUCAAGGAAUUAACUUGAUCCGUGAAUUUCAUGUUAAAAUAAUGCUUCACUUUAUUCUGGUCAAGUAACUAACAUAUCAGCAGUAAAUUACCCAGAAUAAAUAAUUGAGUUCUUAAGUAUGUGAAUAAAUACUUCAUUGAAUAUAGUAUAUCUUUAUUGCUUUAUUUCUUUAUCAUUUUCUCUUUAGAUGUCACUAAAGCACUUCCAGAUCAACAGUCGUCUACACAUUUAGAGUUAUCAUCACCAAAUGAUAUUAUCCUUGAAAAUACAUGGAGAUAUAGGUCAUUUCCAGGUAUAAAAAUACCGGUUGUUCGUUCCCCUCAUCCAACCUUUGGAUCACCAUGGCCAUUACCAUGGAGUUGGUCAUCAUCUUCAUGUUAUUAUAAUGUGGAUAUGCAACAGUUUCACUUUGAAUUCCAUACAAUUUCAAAUGAGAUUCUACAAUCAGCUGUAAAUCGAUAUACGUAUAUGAUACGAAAUAAGCUUGGUUUUUCUGUGUACCCAAAAGUUUGGCAACAUAAUGAAAAGAGCUUAUUCAGUCAUUUCUCUGAUAAUUAUCAGUCGACUUGUGAAAAUUCUCCUGUAAAGCGAAAUCAGGAUUUUCGCGACAGUAGUUGGAAAAAAAGUUCAUCAUCAUUCCGAGCAAAUCGUCAUUAUUCAAGUAGUACUAAUAAUAACUCCCAUGAUACUAAUUUAAAAACUUCAAAUGAUAUAUCUCAUAAUUUUAUAUCUGAACAAAUGUCUCAUUUAAUUCGCAAGUACAAAUUAUCUGAACACAGUAUACGGCGUAGAGGAAUUCAAAAUUCUGCCUUGUUGCAUGUGAUAAAUCCCGAUUCGAAAUUGCCACAUGUUAAUAUGGAUGAAUCCUAUAUCCUGGGUGUUACAGAAAAUGGCAUUUUUAUUAUUUCUAAUGAAACAUGGGGGGCUUUAAGAGGUUUAGAAACACUUAGUCAAUUAUUGUGGACUACGAAAGAUCAAUCUCAUGUUUUUGUUAAUCGAACGUACAUUGUCGAUUACCCUCGUUUCAAACAUCGUGGAUUAAUGAUUGACACUUCUAGGCAUUUUAUAAGCAAAUCUGUUAUUUUACUGAACUUGGUAAGCUUGUUUUUAUACUUCUAUUCAGCAUCAUCUGCUGUAAACAUAGCUUACUAAAUAAUAUAAUAUCUAUUACAACUAUUGGGAACCUAAAUUCCGUGUAGCAGUAACUUAAUCUGUCAUAUAUCAGGGAUUGAAAAAAGACAAAAUUCUUUCUUAAACAGGAAUUUUAUUGUGUACCAAAUAUAUUCGUGCAGUAUUUGGAAUUAAUUUGAUUGAGGCAUGUACAAAAUUUUUUGCUACCACAGUGGUGUUAAGGUUGAGCGAGCGCUCAUCGGGAGGUUUAAAGGUCUGAACAUUGGUGUACGGGAGGCCGUGAGUGCACACUGAUGAGGGUUUCCACAAUAGCAUGAAACAGUGCUUAUUGGUUUUCACUGGAUGUUUAAUUAUAGAAUUUGAUAAUCUUCACAAACUCCAAUGUUAAAGAAUUACAUCAACUGUAGAAUUUAAUGAAUUUUUUUGCAAUUUAUCAAAUGCUACGUGCCUUCCAAAUCGAAUGAGUUAGUUUACUAGAUCUGUAUUUUAGAAGUUUAUGUGUCUAAUUCUCAAUCACUAGUUCGUGUGUUCAAAACCGAUAUUACCGCUUCAGUUUAUACGGUAUCGAUAUCUCUAAUCUUCACAUUAAAAGUAUUCUAUUCACUAAGGUUCAUGAAAAUUUUUAAAUGAGCGGGAUUGCAAAGGUUAAAUGAACGUAAGUAAGAGUUUAUACUUUGCAUUUCAAAACGUUGAAAAUUUUAUUGUCUGCUUAAAUCGAUUGAUUUCUGAAAGAUUCAGAUGUUCACAUUUCUAGUUAUAAUGUCACUGAAAUAAAUGCUUGACAUCAACUGUAUUUUUAUUUAUUGUUUCUUCUGACUAAAACAAAAUACAACUUGACAGUAUCAGUAUCUUAUCUAUUCAAAAUGUUCAUGUAAAGUUUGCUUAUUUUUGAUUGACUUGUUACACUGAAAUAAAUUAUGUAUUUCCCUAGUCACUUUUUGUUUAAUAUACUAUUAACUUUGACUUUUUACAACUAUCCAUUUACUCCAUAAUAUGUAUUAAUCUUUUAAUAUAAAUAUAUGUUCGUUUCAAAUGUACAAUAUGUUAAUAAUAUAUUGGUUAAGCGAAAGAUGCACCAUUCUACUGGUAUGAUAUUGUGAAUUACUGAUAACCGAGAAAUAUGACAUCGGUUACUUUGCCCAAAGAUCAAAAAGUAUUUUUUUCAAUAGUAUUAUAGAACAUUUACCUUCAAGUAUAAAUUUACAUCUGCAUUAGGAGGAUCUUAUGCAGAUGUAAAGGCAAGGAUUGACAAAGCAGUGGUAACAUUCCUACAACUGAAGAGUAUAUGGAACUCUAAACAACUGUCAGCCAACACCAAAGCUAGAAUCUUCAAUACUAACAUCAAGACAGUUCUAUUGUAUGAAGCUGAAACUUGGAGAACUACUACAACCAUCAUCAAAAAGUACAAGUAGUUAUAAACAGCUGUAUAUGCAAGAAACUCAAUGUCCGUUGUCCGGAUGCCAUCAGCAACAGCGUACUGUGGGAGAGAACAAACCAACUUUCAGCUGAAGAGGAACUUUGGAAAAGACACUGGAUGUUGAUAGUAUAUACAUUACGGAAGUCAUCAAUCUGUGUCACGAGGCAAGCCCUUAGGUGUGGAAUCUUGAAGGCAAAAGGAAAAAGGACAGAUCAAAGAACACAUUGCGUCGGGAAUCGGAGGCAAAUAUCAAGAGAAUAAAUAGGAAUUGGAAACGGUUGGAAAGGAGAGCGAAGGACAGAGUUGGAUGGAGAAUGCCUGUGGGCGACCUGUGCUCUUCCACAAAGGGUAACAGGCGUAAGUAAUAUUUUUUUUGCAUCUCUCGUGGUUGAGCUGUUUUGAAUUUGGUCAACAGUGGCGACCAAAAUUGAACUGUAGGUUUAAUUUUAAUGAAGUGUCAUCAUAUAAUUGUAAAUUGAUAUUUACUAACGUAAUUUUUUUUACCGGUUUUUAAUGUAUUUUAUCCCAUUCCUUUUGUAAUCCCAAUAAAAUAUAACAUGUCCUCCAUCUUAAAACAUCAGUUUUAUGUUUAGAGAAAUGACAGACAAUUGCAUUAAGAAACUUCAUUUUUUACGUCUAAUCGAUACUGAAUACCAAAUUGGUGGGAAAAUAUUUUUUAAAUCUACCUAUCGAAUUCUAAUUAGUUUGAUUUAUGCUUUAAUAUUUCGCCUUCUAAAGGAAGUAAAAACCAUAGGAGUUCACAUGAAUCAACCUAACCGAAAUCUAUCCAAAAGAUGCUUGUGACUCUAAAAAGUUGACUAUAUGUCUAAUCAAAUGAUUAAUCCAAAACAACAUUCAUGGUGUAAAAGUAACCCUUUCUACUUAGUCUAUUUUUCUCUCUCAUUGUGUUAUGUUUGUAAUCAGUGUUAAGAUACCAGCCUGAUAACUUAUUCAAUUACAUAUUUAUAUUUUGUAUACAUUUCGUUAAUAUUUUGAUUGUGGAUAUAUUUUCUAUCUUCUUUAGGAGGCUAUGAGUUAUAAUAAAUUAAAUGUUUUACAUUGGCAUAUUGUGGAUGAUCAGUCAUUUCCAUAUCAAAGUGAUGUAUAUCCUGAACUUUCGGCUAAAGUAUGUUUUGUUUGUGAAUGAUAAGUUUUUUGCAACUAGAGAAAUGUAUAUGCUUUUAUAUGUAUAAUUAAUUAUCAAAUAAGUAAAAUGGGUCUUUUAUAACUGUUGGGUAAUUUUCAUUAUUGGGUGCAAUUGUGGUGUGUGCCAUUUAUAUGGACAGUAGUAGCAGGAAUUUUAAGUAGAAUUCUUACCGGCAGAAAAGGAAAAUGCAAAGAAAAGAAAAACAGAGCAGUCAAUGUGACAACAGAAAUGGAAGAACUAUGGGGUUUGUAAGAGAUAACUCAAAGAUAUGCGAAUAGUGUAUUUAUCGUAUUGUUUACUCAUUUUACAAAUGCAGUGUGUAAUUUUGUAUAAUAUAAUUGAUUAACCCUUGCACAAGUCUUCGUUCGUUAAACUAUCGGAUAAUGUGUCAUUGAAAAUUAGGUAGAACUAGAUAGAUGUUUCAUCUAUUACGAGACUACUUCGUGAUGUUCACUGACCGGUCUCAUGCGGGACAAAAAUUCUGGACCUUCGUGUCUCACAGAGGGCGAAAUACCUUGGACCACGAAAUCGACAUCCAACCAUCUACAUUUUCAACUUCAAUUAUUUCGUAAUAUAACGCAAUUCUUAUAUAGUAUAUAACUUUAUUCUUGAAAAACAUCGUUCCAGUCUCUCCUUACGAUCAUUCUUCUCCCCUUUUAAUCUUGCUUUGUGACUGAGCAACGAUUCGCUUUUGAGGAGAAUAUGUGGCUAUCAGUAUUUAUCCACAAUUGAUUUCUAAAAUAUCACUGAUAAGGUUUUAAACCUAGUGGGCGAAGUUUGCUCCUCACCCUACUGUUCUUAUGUCGAAUGAACUGCUGCGUGUAUUAUCAUCUCACAAAUCAUUGGUUUUCUCAGUCUUACCAUGGCCAGUUUUCAAAAUUUCAAUUGCUUGGAUCCUCGUUUUUUUGGUAUUGUUAAAAAGUACGUGUCUGUUAGCGUUAAUUAGUAUUACAUCUCAUGAUUUGUUUGACUGUUGUCCAUUGGUCAUUCACCGUAGCUCCUUUUUUCACAGCAGCAUACAUGUAAUUUCUUUAGGCUAAAAUAUUAUCUUUAAAUUAAAAAAAUCGGUUAGUGAAGUUUAUAUUUACCGUUUGUUAAUUUUAAAUAAUUGCGCUUUAGCUUCAGUUUUUUCCUUAUUCAUGUAACUUUUUUUAUUGUCCUCAUAAUUUAUUGCCAUGUACACGUGUUUGUAUAUCUGUUUUGGGUAUUUCCAGGGUGCUUAUCGAGAAGAUUUAGUUUAUACAUCGAAUGAUAUCAAAGAAAUUGUGGAGUUUGCCCGAUUUCGAGGCAUUCGUGUUAUUCCCGAAUUCGAUAUACCAGGUAUUGUUAUUUUUUUAGAUACAUAUGUUAUACCACGCAUUUUAUUAUUAACUUAUAUACUAAGUCUCCAUACACUUACUUGAAAUAACAUGGUUUUCAAAACUUCCUUAUUGUUACCACCACCCAGAUGCGCUAAAUUUACAUGUUCUUGUUUUACUUACCUUAAAUUUUAGCUUCUGGUGUUCUAAGAUGUUGUUAUACAGUAAUGUUCGCACUUUUUCAAUUUUAAACACAUAGAUAAGUACACAUAUUUUCAAUAUCAAGCAACGGAACUUCAUUUUCUAGCCUUAAUAUUUUGAGUUUUUCGAAACACGGCUGAUUAUUUUUCAGUGUAUCUGGUUUUCAUUUUUCAGCCUUUUUUGUAUUAUGAUGCAUUUUAUCAACUCUAUGGACACCUACUUUGAAGGCAACGUCAUUUAAAACAAAAACGAGUAUCAUGUUACUUUUCCCGUCAAGUUCGAGUUUAUAAAUAUUUUAUUGGUUGUUAAAUUCAACCAUGACGUACAGAUUUGUGUGUUAAAUUGUGAAGGUCAAUUACCUGUCGGUUAAUUUCACUACAUCACUAUCCAAAGUUUUUGAUGAAUUGUAUGUGGGGUUUCAACAUUCAGUCAGCAAAUUAAACCCUUACACAAUGUAGCAAUAACUUUAGCUUGUCCUUAAAGAGCCUGCUACUCAUCAAGUAAUGGAGUUAAAGAUUCCUUGAUUGAUUACAUUCACUUUAUAUUCGUAUUAUAAAAUUACAAGCGAUUCGCUGCUGUUGUUAUCAUCAUUUAAUUGUGGUUCUUUUAUAUUUAGUUCUUAAUAUAGAUUAGUAAAUCAGUAUUUAGACGACCUUCAGGACUUUACCUUUUUCCAUGAUAAAAAGACUUCUAAACAUUCGCUGUCACUGUAGGUUGUUCCUGAUGGCAUCCGGACAACGGACAUUGAGUUUCUUGCAUAUACAGCUGUUUAUAACUACUUGUACUUUUUGAUGAUGGUUGUAGUAGUUCUCCAAGUUUCAGCUUCAUACAAUAGAACUGUCUUGAUGUUAGUAUUGAAGAUUCUAGCUUUGGUGUUGGCUGACAGUUGUUUAGAGUUCCAUAUACUCUUCAGUUGUAGGAAUGUUACCACUGCUUUGUCAAUCCUUGCCUUUACAUCUACAUCAGAUCCUUACUUAUCAAUUCUGCUAGCCACCUACGUAGAAAUUUACAUCUCUUCUAAAGCUGUCCCAUCAAGUGUUUGUGCUGGUGCUCUCUGUUUUGCAUUACAGGAUCUUACCUUUACCCAUGUGUGUGUUGAAGCCUAGUGCUGCAGAGGUUAGUGCUACACUGCCUAUCUUCACAUGAAUUUGUUGCUGUGUGUGGGAUAAAAGAGCUAGUUUAAUAUAAUUUAGCUUGAUUUAAUAGAUUUGUAAAUACUCCCCAAAACUUAAUGUUUACAUUUUACAUAAAAUGGGCAGGUAGUGGCAAACAAUGUAAUCCAAUUUAUGUAUUUGUUCAUAUAACGGACUCACCAUCUAGGGUUUUACCUGCGUCGCAGUGUUGGUGAUCUUAUGAAGAAUCGAAAUCAAUACCAGUACUGUUUGCUCAAAACGCCAUCGUGUUAUUCACUUAACUACUGCGUCCAAAUAACCAGUGGCUUGUGCAGUGGAGUUGAAUUUUAAUUCCUGUAUAUUGGUUAUAUAAUUCUUCGAAUUGAACUCUGCCCAACUGUCUAUUGAGCUCCACUCCUUAUUCUGGUGCUUUUAUGGCCCAGCACCUCCUGACAUGUUGAAGUUAUUGCUUCUUUAAUCGCUUUCCAGUUGUUCUCCAUAUUGUUUUCCUUUUCUUCCAUUAGAUGUUGUAAGGUCUGAAAUUGUCGCUGAGAUCUAUCCUGAGAUUCACGAGUUUGUUAGCAUCUCGAAUGCAACUUGUUCAACUGUCCAAUGGUGCUUCAACCUCAGUUCUAGCUGGACGAUUAUCAGAUUGGGAUGUGAAACUCCUCAGAUCAGCUCCCCUCUGUACUCUUAUGUGUUUGAUGGACAUUAUGAUCUUGCUGUUGAUUGAGAUGUAAUGGAUCUGGUCCUCUGUUGUGCGGUACAGUGAAAGCAAGGAAGCUUUAUGUAUGCGUUUGUGCGGAAUUGGUGCCACCUAUAACCAUGUCGUUGAAAGUACAUGGAUUUGCAAGUCCCUCACCACUCUGGUUGCUUUCUCCUAUUCCAUAUCGUUUUAUGACAUCUUCAUACCCGUCGCUAUCCAUACUGACAUCCCCGUUUAUAUCUCUUAUGACGAUCGUCAGGUGGCUUCGUGGUUACUUUUUUACGAUCGACUUAAGCUUCUCAUAAACUAAUUUUCAUCACCUUAGCUGUUAUAUGACAUUCAAUCCCUGCGUUCUUCGUUUUGAAGGAUGGUUUGUUGGUGUUGAAUAUAUGAAAUUCCUAUCCCAUAAGUGGGUUUUAUGCUUUUUUGAAAAUCAUCAAUGCAACUCUUUGUUUGUGCGAUGCAUUUUCUUUAUGACCCGAUUAGAAUAGAGCCUCUCGCUUAGUUAAUCUUUUCUGUCCAGCUUACGUACGUGUUUCAAUUAUUCUGAGCAUCGCCAGGUUGUAUCUUCUUAUUUCCCGAUCUCCCUGGUCCUGUCAGUCUCUUACAUUAUGCAAACAUUCAACCUGCUUGUCUUAAUUUGUACUGUGAUUGUUAGAACGGACAUCGGGACCGAGAUUGCCAAAAGAAUCUUGGCUUUCAUCAUGUGAUCUCAUAUGUAUUCUAAAUGAAAACCUCUCAAGUGUCAAAUGGAGUCUAGGUAGUUAGAAUUAUUUUCUACGGGAUGGAGCUGGUAACUUCAUCCGCAAACAUUCUCCUCUGUCAAGGGUUUGGCUCGGUCGUAACCGUAGAAGUGUGCAGGUGGAGUUACAUCUGACACUUCUGUUUGAAAAAAAGAUGAAAUCACUCAAGAGAACUGUUAUUUCCAAUGAGAAAGUGCGUCAAAUUUGUUGUUCUGUACUAUGCGAUCAUGGUAACAUUAAGAAUUGAAGUAGAUAAGCAGAGCGCUGGUUUCCUAAAUACUUUUUAAUCACAUGGACAAACAAAUACACAUUUUCACUUUGAAUAUACUAAUAAAAGAAUUUGAUUAAUUCAGUGUAUGCAGAGUUAAUCGAUUUACGUUUUGUAGUUUUUUAAUGAGUUAUUUGAUUAUCAAAUGAGUAAACCAUUGAUUUUUGAAUAAAUCUUUAUUACCUCCUCCCUUGUUUGCAAUUCUAAUCAAUUAAUUGUCUGCAAAAUCACAUAGGUAAGUAAUAAGUGUGUUUCCGCUAGUAACUGGCUUUAAGAUGAAUUUUUCAGUAUUACAGUAAAAGGUCCUGACUACUAUAUUGUAUGAUGUUGAAUGCGAGGUAUUAAUUCACCAAUAUCAGUGAUUAAAGUUAACCCAAUGUCAUCGCUUCAUCAAAAUUUAAAAUGUAAUUAGUUUAAAUUUGUCAGGUAGUUUGCAAUUAUGACGCCAUGUGUGGUCCGAGUAUCUUAGUUUUCAUCAUUACUUGGCUUGUGUUUAUUCAUUAUUGAGUAUUAAUGGCAAAUUAGGUCGACUUGAAAAUUUCGCACUACAUCUUGUAUCAUCUCAUGAUAAAAAUUAUUUGUAUUAUUGCUACGAGUUUAUGCAUUGCGUCAAACAAUCUCAGUCAGUCAGUAACAACGUAGAACUUCGUACGUACGUACAUCAGUUCGAGUUGCCAUACCACAUUAGCACAGAGAUACAGUUGUCGAUUCAAAUCCCAUAGUGGUAGAGGUAAUAAGAGUAUAAGCAGUAAUCGGGAAGAUUAGGGUUUGGAGAUGUUAUUUAAAGAGUAUAAUCCAGUGAAAUAAAUUUGGAAAGAGGAAAAAAAGGGACAUGAAGAAUUCAGAAGAUUAGAAUUUGGGAGAACACAGAGAGUGGAUGCACCUGCGCCAUUGCAAACGAUUUUGAGCCAUGUCAUUCAGGGUCUCUAACCAUCGGUUGCUAUCAUCUCGCGGUCCCCAACCAGGUAGUCUACACCUACCAACAUGACUCAGUCCACUUGUCAGUGACUUCAUGGACUUGUGCCAUGUUUUGGUUUGGCCGCCCCUAGCUUUCUUCCAACCUACUCCUAUACCACUGAACAUCGCACGUC